Mauremys reevesii (Reeves's turtle) is the source of this 1333-nucleotide messenger RNA. RefSeq names its product leptin (gene LEP). Gene Ontology annotation, cellular component: extracellular region. Gene Ontology annotation, biological process: signal transduction. Bases 11 to 583 code for a protein of 190 amino acids. The record is from RefSeq and is a predicted model, not a curated record. Gene Ontology annotation, molecular function: hormone activity. NCBI's taxonomy places the organism in Eukaryota, Metazoa, Chordata, Testudines, Geoemydidae. The transcript has 3 exons.
CCGGCCCGACAUGGAGCCAGCGCAGCGCGGAGGGGAAGCGAGCCGGGAGGGCCUUAGCGAAGAAGGCAGGAGGAAAAUGCGGUGUCCCAGCUUGCCGCUCUGUGGGCUGCUCUGCGUUUGGCUGCCUCUCUUCUACAGCCGGCCGGUGAAAAUCGACAAGGUCAAGGCCGACACCAAAAACCUCACGCGAACCAUCAUAGCCCGGAUCCAGGAGCACCAGCUCUUCCCGCUGAACUUGAAGAUAAAUGGACUUGACUUCAUCCCCGGAGAGCGACCCUUGGAGAGCUUAGACUCCAUGGACGAGACCUUGCAGAUAUUCCAGAGGAUCCUGCCCAGCCUGCCCAUGGAAAACGUGCCAGUAGCACAAAUCUUCAACGACAUAGAGAACCUCCGGAGUCUGAUCCAGACCUUGGGUUCUCACCUCAGUUGCACCUUCCACAAAUCCUCUAACCUGGACGCUCUGGGGAAUCUGACAGAGCUGCUGACUACCUCUCCUUACACCACUGCCGUGGUGGCGCUGGACCGGCUCCAGAAGUGCCUGCACAGCAUCGUCAAACAUCUGGAUCACAUUCAGAGCUGCUAGAGGAGAACGGCUGCAUCACCAGCUGACUGAAAGCCUUGAAUGGGACAUCUUUGUUCUAGGUUCUCCUGUAAGUCAGCUGCAGAGCACCACCUCUGGCCCGCUGCUCUGAAUGUCAGAAUUUUCAUUCCCACACGUACUUCCACUGAGAGAAAAUACACCAAGGACUUUACCUGGUGCCCGGCCAUACCCUCCUUGCUGUCCUUCUAGCAAGGAGCAGAAUACUGAGGCCUGAGGACUCUCACCGCCACUGGAAGUUUGCAAACACAGUUUGUCUGUGAUCUGAACUGCUACCUAUGCCAAAGAGAAGUUUACUGCUCUCCUGUAAGGAGCACAAGGCCGGCUAUCCAGGAGCUACCAUCAUGCCUUUGUUGUAGGAAGUCUAUGCCUGGAGCAGUUUGCCAGUAUUUAUUUAUUGUAUCUGUAUUUUUUUAAUUUAAGUUUGAAAUGGGCUGCACUGACCCAGUGGCCUCUCUGUGGCGCUGUGCGCCUGUGGGGGGUGCGGAGCCUAGCGUUCUCUUCCUGGGCCAAGAAAGGGGGGAGCGUUACAUACGUGGCCCACGCCGCCUGAUGGGAGGGGACCAGAAGUUUAGCAUCACUCCUUCUGGAUGACUUGAAAGUGGCAAGGUCCCAUCCAACCCAAAGUGACGGGGGGCUGGCGGAAAACUCCAUGGAGGUGUGACCUGCUCGCUUGUUGACGUGUAUAUUUAUUUCUUCUAUGAUCUGUUUUGAAGUAAAGUUAAUUUCUCUGUU